Zophobas morio is the source of this 640-nucleotide messenger RNA. RefSeq lists its product as uncharacterized. The transcript is spliced from 4 exons. The coding region runs from base 76 to 624 and encodes 182 amino acids. The record is from RefSeq and is a predicted model, not a curated record. NCBI's taxonomy places the organism in Eukaryota, Metazoa, Arthropoda, Insecta, Coleoptera, Tenebrionidae.
UCGUCUGUAAAUUCCCCUGAAUCACAAUUUGAGUGUCUUGUGUUGGGUGGAGUUGAUACGUGUUACACGAAGAAUAUGAGCAACGCAGCUUAUAAGGGCUACGUAGGGCCACGUUACAGCACACAAUCUGCUGUGUUAGACUAUUAUUGGAGGGACUAUGUGGGUGUAAUACCCCCAGAUGCUAUUCCGGGGGGUUGUGAUAUUCGCAACACAACAACUUACAUAGGUCAGGGUCUUUAUUAUGAUUAUGACUAUGAGGAUGACGUUGGACUUUUGAUAGGAUCAGUUUAUCCAGGGACAAAUAAGAUAAAAGUGGCAUGUAAUGCUUACGUUUACUCUGUAAAAGUGGGUCUGAAGAUUUUGUGUAGUAGAAAUCUGAAUUGUUUUACUUGGACAAAAACUGAUCGAAAAUCGUUACAUUCAGCGAUGAUUGGAAAACAGCUAGUUUUUGGAGGUUGUAAAGGUGACAAAAUAAUAAAUAUUGGAAGGGUUGCGUAUCAAGGAGAAAUUAUUGUUGGUUCUGUAUUGGGAUAUGAAGCAGAAAAUGCGCAGUUAUGUUUUGCCCAUGAGGAUAAAGAAAUUGUUGUUAAUUCGUACGAAGUGUUAACUUACAAUAAAGCCUAGAAAUUAAUUUCUUUUA